This is a messenger RNA of Lindgomyces ingoldianus, 258 nucleotides long. RefSeq lists its product as uncharacterized. The record is from RefSeq and is a predicted model, not a curated record. The transcript has 4 exons. Bases 1 to 258 code for a protein of 85 amino acids. NCBI's taxonomy places the organism in Eukaryota, Fungi, Ascomycota, Dothideomycetes, Pleosporales, Lindgomycetaceae.
AUGAGUUACAGUAAUGUAUUCCAAUACGCCCAACGUUUGAUCGAUAAGCGAAACCUCAUUAGCCUCUUCUUCUGCUGUUUGAUUUUUCACUCGCUCGUUUCACUAGAGCGUCAAAGAACCACAAUGCUAGCGGUUGUUGGUGAUGCUGGUGACAAGCGCAGUUCUAGGAAAGACAACUACGAGUUUGUUUUAGAAGAGGGAUUGAAAGUGACCGCGAAAACCUACUACGGAAAUUUGAGGAUCAACGGAAAGAGUUAG